GCAUUAAUUUCUGGGAAGCCGUAUGGUUGGCAAUGCCCGAAGAAUCGGGAGGAAACAGGAGCAGGCUGCACUACGAACUCGACACAUUAGUCAGCGUGGGCUUGAAUGGCAUCAGAAUCCUUGGCUCCAGUUUGGGACCGAAUUCUGAGCCAUACCGGUGGAAACCGGCUCUGUUUCCUGAGCCUUUCAAGCACGACGAGUCAGUGUUCAAAGGACUCGACUAUCUCCUUCAUUCCCUAAAGGAACGGAAUAUGAAAGCAAUCGUUUCUCUCAGUGACUUUUGGCAAGACUCCGGAGGAUUCGCUCAAUACGUUUUUUGGGCAGAUCCAUCACAGGACAUCCCUUAUCCUCCGUCGUUUCCUGACUUCACUGGAAGCUGGCAAGAAUACAUUGAAUACGCUUCUCGGUUGUACUGUGACAAAAGCAUCAUGAAGUCAGCUCAAUCCAUGUUAGAAAAACACAUCAAGACCAUCAUUCAGAGGGUGAAUCACAUCAACGGUAUUGUCUACAGUGAAGACAACACGAUCUUUUCGUGGGAGAUAACAAAUGAGCCUCAAGACCCACCUCGCUGGUGGAUUGACAGGAUGG
Closterium sp. Naga37s-1 is the source of this 588-nucleotide messenger RNA. The record is from the annotation of a GenBank genome assembly. NCBI's taxonomy places the organism in Eukaryota, Viridiplantae, Streptophyta, Zygnematophyceae, Desmidiales, Closteriaceae.